AAGCACCAUACGCAAGAAUUGUAUUCCUCUUUCCACUCGGUCUGUGCCAGAAAAAGAGAAGUUGUUUCCUUUCAGCUGCUAAUAUCCGCCAAUGUUCAAUAAGUACGACCCUGAGUCCUUCUGUCGCAGUUCCUUUCUCAAGGUAUAGUGUCCGAUUACAUCUUAUCAAGUUUUGGUCGGCGGUGGACGGAUACGGUGCGAAGAGACAGUGCCUCGAACGUUGUGUAGAAAGGGGUCAUUUUGAACGGCGAGCAACGCCCUUGGCUAUGGAUAUUGUCGCGGGAACGGCGACUUGCUACCCGGUGACUCCGAUCUGCCCUGUUGAGUACUGGUAAAUGUCGUAUCCGUUCGAGGCUAUGGUAAUGACAAAGUCAAGAUGGAUACGAGGGGGGUUCAAAAUGGAUCAGAGGACCGGGCGGAACUCACAAUACUUUGCAAUGUUCCCCCGCCUCGCAGUAGUCAUUGCUGCCUCCUUUGCUGUUCUGGCAGCAGCCACUCCCGUUGAGGUUCGAGGUGAUUCUGGUGACAGCCAGUGCAACGGCGGCACCAUCAGUUGCUGCAACAGUGUGCAAGAUGCUAGCUCAUCCUCGGUGACCAGCCUCCUGGGGCUCCUGGGCCUGAGCCUUGGUAGUAUAACUGGCCAAGUUGGCCUAAACUGUAGCCCUCUCACUGUAGUCGGCGUGGGCUCGGGUGCCAGUUGCACGUCGCAGACUGUUUGCUGCACGGGCAACUCCUUCGUAAGUCCAAUUGUUGUCCGGCCUGUUUCUGCGCAUGGCUGAUGGUCGACGGUCUUAACUUCGCAGAAUGGUCUCAUCAACGUUGGCUGUACCCCCAUUAAUGUUGCCUUGUAAACGUGAGAACUCGGAAUAGGGUAAAACUUGGACAACGUAGCUAUGUCGAAAUUUGAUUGGUUUUCUUGCUAAGAGUGCGGCGGACUAUGUUCAAGUUUACCUUGCCAAGGUGAUGUGCAGCUUGUGCAGAAACCGUGCGUUCCAGUUCGUGUCUUUUCAAAAUCUAUGAGACUGCCAAUUAGUUGAGAAACGAGAGGCACAUAACUCGAAGCGCUGCUGCUUUGGAUCGAUUGGUAUAGGGUAAUGAGUAACGUGAAAAGCCGUUAGUAUCAUGGUCAUAGGCGCCGCCACAAGCGAUACUAUCGAUGCACAUGAAAGCUCCCAGCAGCAUGGUGUAUUAUUUCCCCAAGCGAACGGAUGCAAAAGUACCUCGGG
Pisolithus orientalis is the source of this 1226-nucleotide messenger RNA. RefSeq names its product fungal hydrophobin-domain-containing protein. The transcript is spliced from 5 exons. The coding region runs from base 336 to 779 and encodes 147 amino acids. Gene Ontology annotation, molecular function: structural constituent of cell wall. Gene Ontology annotation, cellular component: fungal-type cell wall. NCBI's taxonomy places the organism in Eukaryota, Fungi, Basidiomycota, Agaricomycetes, Boletales, Pisolithaceae. The record is from RefSeq and is a predicted model, not a curated record.